Molecule: messenger RNA, 6972 nt
Organism: Octopus bimaculoides (California two-spot octopus)
Lineage: Eukaryota; Metazoa; Mollusca; Cephalopoda; Octopoda; Octopodidae
Cellular component (GO): cytoplasm
Molecular function (GO): exopolyphosphatase activity
Source: RefSeq, a predicted model, not a curated record
GGGUCGAUUUUCCCGAGUUCCCUUAGAAAUCCUUUCGGGAUUUGAUCAAAUAAAUAGCAUUUCAGCACAAAGUUCAUAAUCGAUUUAUUGAUCUCUAACUUUUCCCUUCAUCGCCGAUUCCAUGGCGUUGUGUUGUGAUGUUUUAGAAACCAUUCAACAUCAGCAACAACGCCCAUCAUCAUCAACAGCCUUCCAGUCGGCAGAGCAUCCGCUUGACAGUGCUUGGUGGUGGUCAGCUGAGACCCUGUGAGGCAGCAGCAGGAGCAGCUGUUGAUUUCAGAAGAGUGCUGGAGGAGGAGGAAGAAAAACAGUACAACAUCAGCAGCAGCAGCAGCAGUAGUAGUACUGAUAGAGGGUGAUGCAGCAACAGUAGAAGUAGUAGUACUACUACUUCUAGUGGUGGUGGCAACGUUACUGAGAGAGAGACAGCUUCUCACGGCUGUUUAUGUAUCUUGUCUGCUUUUAUUUAUUGUAACAUUCAUACAAUAAACACAGACACACAUACCUAUACAUACAUACACACACACAUAUACAUAUAUAUAUAUAUAUAUAUAUCAUAUAUAAGCACACGCACACACACGUUUUUUUUUUACCUAUGUGGAGAGGAAAGCUAAUUAACGAGGUGAGAUCUUCCCAGCUUCACUGCGACAGGAGAAGAAAUGAGAAGAGACUUUGAAUAUAUUCCAGAAUAUUUAACUUGGACAUAAUUAUGUGACCCUAACUCUAAUCACCGUUGGAUUGUAACUACUCUAUUCGGAUAUUACCUGUAUAUGAUCCAGCCUUUGCUAGAGGAAUGGCUAUCCUUACUACUUGUGAAAUUUAAAGUCAGAUGUGCCUGGAUUAUCUAAAAACAAUGGAAAGUUACCUUGUACAAGCUCAAGAGGAUUUGGCUCAUCUAUUUGAUUAUAAAACUGUACAUGUUGUUUUGGGAAAUGAAUCAGCUGAUCUGGAUUCUGUGAUUUCAUCUCUAGUUGAAGCAUUUUAUUUGUCUCGAACAAACAAAGCAGAUGAUGUGCUUAUCAUUCCUGUUAUAAAUAUUUGCCGGAGAGAUGUCCAUUUAAGAAAAACACUGCAUCAUGUGUUGAAGCAACAAGGAACUCUCUGUGAUGAUUUGAUCUAUCGAGAUGAUGUUGACCUCCAGAAACUGCAUUUUCAUCAGAAGCUCAAGCUGACUCUUGUCGAUCAAAAUAUUUUGCCUUUAAAGGAUGUUUCCUUGGAAGAUUGUGUCGUUAGUGUUAUUGACCAUCGUCCGAGGGAAAGACCAGAGUCCAGUGGAUGCGAAGUAAACAUAGAACAAGUUGGGUCUUGUUGCACACUCAUUGCAGAACAAAUCUUCAACAGUCACCAACCAAAUACAAUUGAUGAAAAGGUGGCUGCUCUUUUGUUCAGUACCAUUAUUUUUGAUACUAUAAAUAUGAGUAAAGAUGCUAAACGUGGAACUGCAAAAGAUGAAGAAAUAUUGCAGCGCUUGGAAAAUAUUCUACCAAAUUGCAAUCGCUGUGAUGUUUUUGAACAAAUCAAUAUUGUUAGAUAUGAUAUAAGUGGAUUCACAAGUUUGGAUAUUCUAGAGAUGGAUUUGAAAGUUAUAUCCAAAAAUGAUAUCAAUAUUCCAAUGAGUUCAGUAACAGUACCUAUCGAAGAUCUCAUUAAAAGGGAUGACUUUGAAAGCAGUUUGUAUAAAUUAUCAGAAUUACAUGAUGCUAAAGCGCUUGUUAUAUUGUGUAUGGUCAUGUUGAAUAAAGAGAACGUGAAACGAGACCUUGCUGUUUUCUCAACGUUUAAACCAGCACUUGAUAAGAUAGUGGAUGUGUUGUGUAGUAGCAGUGAGCCAUCUUUGCAACUUGAAAGAAUUCCUUAUGAAUCAACCAAUUUAACAAUAUUUUCACAAAAGAAUAUCGUAAUUGCUCGUAAAAAAGUGCUUCCAAUACUAAAAUCUCUUAUCUCUAAUGAAGAUUUUUCUAGGCUCUUUGAGAAUCCAGACCAAAUCAAUGGUGCUAGACAGGAUGGUGAAUUGGCAUCUGGUGGCAUUGCAGGUGUUAUUGAAGAUAAUAUGAAGCAUGGGAAUAAAUAUAGUGACAGUGCAUCAUCAUUAAGUGGUACUUCUAUGAGUGGUACUGAUACAUCCACCGAAAUGUAUGAGACCUUCAGUCCGACUACAAAUAUCGAUCAAUCUGCCAUGCAAAUUGAUAAUGCUGUUUUCGUAUCUAAAAUGCAAACAAAACCUGAUGCUGCUGACCAUAAUAAUUCUCACAUUGUGUUAGCAAAUGUUGAUAAUUCACUCAAUGACAGUGAAUACAAUUCCACAGUUGAUAACAUGCAUUUCUUAAAUAAGCAACAUAAUGUUGACAAUAUGGUUUGUAUGACAAGUGACCAACCUCUUAUUACUGUUGGUACCGAGAAGGUAAUAGUGCAUCCUGAAGCAUCUUCUGGUAUUGCAAGUCCAAUGGAGAUUGUAUCAGAUCAAACUUCAGAACAAGGCUCAAGUUAUCCUGUAACACCACCAAAUAGCUUCAUGGACUCUAAUUUUGGAAGUUAUAUGAAAGAUUAUCAUUUACCCAGUUUCAAUAGUGCUGAGAUGGUAAAAAGAAUCAAUGAUAAAAAGGCUUCUCUUCAUCCUUAUGAAGAUCUAGAAGUUUGUGGAAGCAACAACAAGAAUCCUUCAUCAAAUUUUCCCUACACACCUCAGAACAGCUUUGUUGAAAGUGAAUUUGAUAGUAGUUUUGCUAAAUCAAUAACUCCUGACAGUAUUGAAGAUAUUUUAGGGAAAAUUGACGAGGCAAAUAAUCAUUCGAGAGCUGCUAUCAACCCUGAUUAUGCAAAGCGGUCCAACGGAGAAAACAUUGGUUUUCAUUGUUGUUCUGAUUUUGAAACUGAAACAGUUAGUGAACCUAUAGAUACGAACAAUAUUGUGGAUGUUGCUUAUUCCUUGGCAAAUGAAAUCAUUCAGAACUCGCUGGAAACUUAUCCUUGUGAAGAUAAAUUAAAUGAAAGUCUAGAGGGGGAGGAAAAGCGAUUAACUCCCCUUGUUAAAUCUCGGAGUGAAGGUACAACUAUCGAUUUGUCAAUCAAAAGUGAAUGUCCGAAAUCCCAAAGUGAUGUUAUAAAUUUGUCAAACGUCCUUGAAACAGACUAUGCCAGACAGUUUGAUCCAUUCAAUGGUAGAAUGGAAUAUUCUCAUUUCUCCUUAGAUUAUGCUGAUUACAUGGCAAAAAGAGGAGUUGCAGAAAGUGCUUCGAAAAUCAGUUGGGGCUCAUACUCUGAUGAUAUUACAGUGAGUUCAGAGAGCACGAAAUCCGAGGAAGGAGUUCACGUGAAAAAAUCUGAAUCUUGUGACAGUAAAACUAAAAUUGUCAUCGAUAGUAAAAUCAAAAGCUCCAAUUCAUUACCUGAAGUAUCAUUACAAAGUUUCCCUAAAAUCAUUAAACCACCUGAAAGUAUUCUAAGCAGUAUUGAUGACAACCUUUCUGAUUUGACGACUGUAUCCCCUACGAAAAGUAAUCUUGCUCAUGAUAUUUCAAACAGUGAUAUGGAAGGGGAAUUAGCCGUUGAAGAAGAUUCUGAUCUCGAAGACGGGGAGAAAGAUUUUGCUGCCCAAUUAAGGGAAAAAUUAACGCAAAUUGGGAAUAACAGUGAGUUGAAUUUUCCUGGGUUCCAGCAGGAAGGUAUUUUUUCUCCAGAAGAAUUAAAAUCUGGAAUCAAGAGAAUGAGUAAUUUAAAAACCUCUGAUUUCAAUCAAAUUGCUAAUUUCUCUGCUGAAGAUUUACGUGAGAAACUGGAAAAGAUUGCACUUGAUGAAAAUGGUGCUGUGGGUGGGUUGCGAGACUUUAAUGCAUAUGACAGUGAUUCCGAUUCAGAAACUAGUUUAACUACUUUAGAAGGCAACCUGCAUGCAAAUGAAUCUGCUAGUCUUUCUCCAAGACCUUUAAGUAGUGGGUUGAUGGAAAUUAUUGAGGAAAAUGAAGAAGAUGAUGAUGAUGAAGAGAAUUGUGAAGAAGUUGUUUCAAAAGUUUCUGAAUCUUUAAAGUCAUUCCAAAAUGAGAACAUAUCACUAUUUAAUAAAACGCCUUUGCAAGACAAUGCUCUAAGUUCUCAUGAAAAUAUAGAGGCUUCUCUGCAAUGUGAAAGUAAUGUUGGGACAAGUAAUGAAAGUAAAGUUAAACCAGAACCAGUAGUUCUUCGGAGACAUGGAAACAACAAAGAAGUAUUUCAUACAACAGCCGGAAGGAUUAGUAUUUCUAUCGACAGUACAGCAGGGGAUCCUUCUUCAUCAGUAAACACUGACCGAGAAAGCACAGAAGAAAUUGGUAUUUUGGAUUACAAACAGACACAUCGUGAGGUAGGAGAAAUCUUGGCUCGGGUUAAAAGCGCCAUUAUGCGUGCAGAUGCUGAGCUUAUGUUGUCGUCGUCUUCGUCCUUAUGUACUGGUGUGGAUGCUUGCUUGCAGUCGGACAACAAGGUUCGAGCUGAAGGACUUCAUCAAGUACAACACAAGAAUGCUUCAUCAUCCAAGUUACAACAGUGUGUUGAUCAUCCAUUAGCAGAAACUACAGACGAUAUGAAACCUUUCCAAAACUCUGAAAACAAUUGGCACAAUGAAGACGUCUUUAUUGCCUCCGACUUAUCAACUGCCAUGGAGGAUAAUGCCAAAGUGAAGAACAACCCUCAAACUGUUUCAUCACAUGAAAAUACGAUGUCCCAUCAUGCAAAUGAAAACAAUAUUGCAAUAAAUGAUGAAGAAACCCGACCUGUGCGACCGUCCACUCUCCAAACAAUUCGUCCCAAGAAGAAAAUCAAACCAAAUGUGGAAUUAUUUGAUGAUGAAGAUGUUGAAGCUGACAAUUGCACUCCACCAGUUGACUGUAUGUUGGGGGAUAUAGAUGACCUCCAAACUCCAGAAGAUUUGGAUACUCCUGAAGAAAUUGAUCCAGAAGGCUUGGAAGUUGACUGGGAAAGUGAAACUCCAUUAGAGUCUCCCAAUACCAUUCCUGAAUACACUGCUGAACAAGAAAAUGCUGAUUCAAAACACUGGAAAUCAAUUGUAAUUGGAGAAAAGCAUUUCCGUAUUGAUAUGAAAGUAGUGGAACCUUACAAGAAAAUAUUAUCUCAUGGAGGUUAUAUGGGUGAAGAUCUCAAUGCAAUCAUUGUUUUCUCUGGUUGUUUCCUUCCGGAUCGAGGACGAAAAGAUUACAACUAUGUUAUGGAUAAUCUUUUCUUAUACGUAACAAGUACUUUAGAGCAACUCGUGGCUGAGGAUUAUAUGAUUGUGUUCUUUCAUGGUGCCACACCUCGCCGACAGAUGCCUGGCUUCAGCUGGCUGAAGCGAUGCUACCAAAUGAUUGAUCAUAGAUUAAAGAAAAAUUUGAAAGCUUUGCUCUUGGUCCAUCCUACUUUAUGGUUAAAGACUAUUGUUAUGAUGACUCGACCAUUUAUAAGUUCAAAAUUCUACUCAAAACUCCAUUAUGUGAAAACUCUGGAAGAAUUAUCUAAAAUGGUUCCAAUGGAACAUAUUUAUGUGCCUGAUCAAGUGAAAUUGUAUGAUGAACACUACUCCAGUUACCACUCCAAUUCUACACCUUCUACCCCCUCCUCACCCACCACAUUCUUAGCACCAAGAUGAUUAACAGAUUGGACAGAUUGAUGAAACUCAACCCUAAAACUGUUUGUCAAGAACGCUCACAGAAGAACAGUUUCUUUCCUGAUAUUCCAGCAAAUUCCAGCUCAAAUAACUAGUUCUGCUGAUAACAGCCCACAACAAACAUUACGAAUAGUCUCCACCAGUAUUGCAGCAUUGUAUCCUUGCUGCCAUUUUUAAUCCCACCAAAGCUGCUGCUGCUGCUAAACCAAAAUGGACAACCGAAUUUCUCGUGCAGCUUCACUGCUGCAUCAACAGCACCCAGCUGGCCUCAAUGAAGUAUCACAGCCUCCGUAGCAACAAUGUUAUUAUCAACAACAACUUUAGCUGGUUCCCACCUUUUCAACAGCUUCUCUUUGUAUGUCGAAAGAAAAACCAAAAAAAGUCAGCUAGCUUUUCUAGUCAUUUCCACUGAUAAGAAGAUAUUUUCACCUACCUUCUUCUUCACACCACAAUAAUAAUAAUAAUAAUAACUAUUUCUGCUGUUUCUUUGAACACUUGUUACUUUCCUACAACAGUUUGGUUCAAGGACCACUUCCCUUUGGACACAACUGAGCUUUCUAUUGCAAAAGUCAACUGAUUCUUAGUUUCUGACAUUUUCUCUUUCUAGUAAUUAAAAUGUCAGGACAAAAUAUCACAAAAACUGUCAUGCAAAUGGGUUUUUAUUAUUAUUAUUAUUAUUAUUAUUAUUGUUAUUAUUAUGAUUGAUUUUUAACUUUAACUGAGUUUCUUCCCAUCACUCCUGAACCAUUUCAGCAGAUCUCCUGGAUAUUAAUUGUUCUUCUGAAUUCCAAUAAAUUCUGUAGCAGGAACUUAAAAGAUUCACAAAGUCAUUUGAAUGGCAGAAAUUCCUCUAAGCUAAGUGACUCAGAGACUUGUUUUCUUUUUUUUAACAUUAGGAAAAUGUUUGAUCAUAAAUUUCUGUUUUUAAGUAUUCAGCUUUGAUGAAUAUAAGUGAUUUGGUCAAAUUAAUUUCUAAACAAUAACUGAAGAAAAAACAAUGAGUUUUUUGGGGUUUUUUUUUUUCCAUUCAACAGCUUUCUUCAGCUUGAUUUCAGAUUGCCAAAUAGAAGGCAGAUUUAUAUAUAUAAAUGUCUGUUAAAGCUUUUCACAGACUUUACUGCUACCAAAGAAAUUAUGCAGCAUUUCAACAAACAAUUUGCAUAACAAACAUCAUGAGAUUUGCUUCUUUCUUUUUUUUUGUAAAAGAAAUUCUUAUAAAGUUGACUAAUUUCUAGGAUGGGAUAUUUUGAUGCCACAAACUUGAAUAACCCUUAUUUACAAAUGUAAAACUAUUUAUGUGAAUUACGUUAAAUAAAAAAGGGGACCAAAAUAAUUAA